GGGGCGGAGGGGCGGCUGCGGGGAGGGAAGCGGGAAGAACGCAGCACUUCCGCUAGCCGCUAGCUCACUGGCUGCUCCCAGAGGCGCCGGCGGGAGCGGAGGGCGCGUGCGGCCCGGGGACUAGCAUUCCCCGGCCCCCUCCGCCCCACGCCGCCUAGACCAUGGACGCCAGGUGGUGGGCAGUGGUGGUGUUAGCUGCGCUCCCCUCCCUGGGGGCAGGCGGGGAGACUCCUGAAGCCCCUCCAGAGUCCUGGACCCAGCUGUGGUUCUUCAGGUUUCUGGUGAAUGCUGCCGGCUAUGCCAGCUUUAUGGUACCUGGCUACCUCCUGGUGCAAUACUUCAGGCGGAAGAACUACCUGGAGACAGGAAGGGGUCUCUGCUUUCCCUUGGUGAAAGCCUGUGUGUUUGGCAAUGAGCCCAAGGCCUCUGAGGAGGGUCCUCUGGCUCCUCGGACAGAGACAUCAGAGACCACUCCCAUGUGGCAGGCCCUGAAGCUACUCUUCUGUGCUGUGGGGCUCCAGGUGUCUUACCUGACUUGGGGUGUGCUACAGGAAAGAGUGAUGACCCGCAGUUACGGAGCCACAGCCACAUCACCAGGCGAGCACUUCACAGACUCACAGUUCCUGGUGCUAAUGAACCGAGUACUGGCACUAAUUGUGGCAGGCUUUGCCUGCAUCCUCUGCAAGCAACCCCGGCAUGGGGCACCCAUGUACCGGUAUUCCUUUGCCAGCCUGUCAAAUGUGCUUAGCAGCUGGUGCCAAUACGAAGCUCUCAAAUUUGUCAGCUUCCCCACCCAGGUGCUGGCCAAGGCCUCUAAGGUGAUACCUGUCAUGCUGAUGGGAAAGCUGGUGUCUCGCCGCAGCUAUGAACAUUGGGAAUACCUAACAGCUGGCCUCAUUUCCAUUGGGGUCAGCAUGUUUCUGCUGUCCAGCGGACCAGAGCCCCGCAGCUCCCCAGCCACCACACUCUCAGGCCUAAUCUUAUUGGCAGGCUACAUUGCUUUUGACAGCUUCACGUCGAACUGGCAGGAUGCCCUAUUUGCCUAUAAGAUGUCAUCUGUGCAGAUGAUGUUUGGGGUCAAUUUCUUCUCCUGCCUCUUCACAGUAGGCUCACUGCUAGAGCAGGGGGCCCUCCUGGAGGGGACACACUUCAUGGGACGACACAGCGAGUUUGCUGCCCAUGCUCUGCUUCUCUCAGUCUGCUCCGCAUGUGGGCAGCUCUUCAUCUUCUACACCAUUGGGCAGUUUGGGGCAGCUGCUUUCACCAUCAUCAUGACUUUACGCCAGGCCUUUGCCAUCCUUCUUUCCUGCCUUCUCUAUGGCCACACAGUCACUGUGGUGGGAGGGCUAGGGGUGGCUGUGGUCUUCACAGCCCUCCUGCUUCGAGUCUAUGCCCGGGGACGUCUGAAGCAGAGAGGAAAGAAAGCUGUGCCUAAUGAAUCCCCUGUGCAGAAGGUGUGAGGAGAGCGGGACUGAAGGGUAUAAAAGAUCCUCACCAUGCUGGUAUUCCUCUCCUACUGUAACUCAUCAGAUGCUGGUUCCAGGGCAAAAUGCAGGUGUUUUCUCAGUAUCAGACCAGCUUUAUAGCUGUGGGUGCCAGGAGGCAGCCUUCCCCUUUUGCCUUAAGCCACCCAUCCUCCCCUGGGCAGUCUUCCCAAGCCCCAGGGUUGACAGUCCUUGGUGUAGGUGGGGUGGAGGCUGCAGAGGGGAGAGGUGCCUUGCACAGCUCCUCUCCUUCAGGUUUUCCUUAAGACUUGCCCUGGCUGUUGGCUCUGCCACCUUUCAUUCUCCCUCCUCUGCAGAUACCUGUACUUCUUACUCCAGUGAGAAAAGCACAAAUGGUGUAGGCUCCAAAUGCUGCUUUCCCAGGAGGGUAAAAGAUGGUGCUGUGCUAAGGAAGGGGGAAUAGAGCCCAGCCCGGCAACACCACCCCAUGUUCCUGGAUCCUUAGGCUCUGCUGUGAGCCAGUUGCAGGUUUUGGUACUUUGGAAAUGUAACUUUUUGCUCUUAUAAUUUUAUUUUAUUAAAUUAAUUGCCGCAAUGGA
Otolemur garnettii (small-eared galago) is the source of this 2044-nucleotide messenger RNA. RefSeq names its product solute carrier family 35 member B2 (gene SLC35B2). Bases 162 to 1460 code for a protein of 432 amino acids. Lineage: Eukaryota; Metazoa; Chordata; Mammalia; Primates; Galagidae. Gene Ontology annotation, cellular component: Golgi membrane; endoplasmic reticulum membrane. Gene Ontology annotation, molecular function: 3'-phosphoadenosine 5'-phosphosulfate transmembrane transporter activity. Gene Ontology annotation, biological process: transmembrane transport. The record is from RefSeq and is a predicted model, not a curated record. The transcript is spliced from 4 exons.